This is a messenger RNA of Eriocheir sinensis (Chinese mitten crab), 1825 nucleotides long. RefSeq names its product gastrula zinc finger protein XlCGF46.1-like. Gene Ontology annotation, molecular function: DNA-binding transcription factor activity, RNA polymerase II-specific; RNA polymerase II cis-regulatory region sequence-specific DNA binding. Lineage: Eukaryota; Metazoa; Arthropoda; Malacostraca; Decapoda; Varunidae. The record is from RefSeq and is a predicted model, not a curated record. Gene Ontology annotation, biological process: regulation of transcription by RNA polymerase II. The transcript is spliced from 2 exons. Bases 218 to 1723 code for a protein of 501 amino acids. Gene Ontology annotation, cellular component: nucleus.
CACAUCAAGAUCAGUGUUGCAGUGGAGGCUGCAAGGCCUGGGUGGCCGGGACCAGCAGGAGCAGACUGCCACUGGUGUGAGGAUCAAGGUGGUCAGAAGAACCACCUCCGCCACUGUUGGCAUCUCCAGCCAUAAAGGAAAGAAACUUGGAGUGUGAGAUCUGAGACUGAAAGCACGAUCACAUGACACAGCCUUGCACACACUGGUGAAGGAAAGCAUGAAUGCCAAGGGUGUGGGAGAAGACUCCCUGGGAAGGAUGACCUCAACAAGUACACCCUCACACUCUGGUGGAAGACUUCAUGAACGCCAUGAUGGUGGUAGAAAAUUAAGUAAGAAUAGGACCCUUAACACACACACCCUUACACACACUGGUGAAAGAAACCAAGAAAGAGAAGUUAGUGGAAAAGGAUCCAGUGUGAAGAGUUCCUUCAACCAACGCACUGUUAGAUACAAUGGUGAAAGAAAUCAUCAAUGUGGAGUUUGUGGAAGACAGUUUGCUCUGAAGAGUGUCUUCAACAGACACAUUCAUAUACACGCUGGUGAAACAAAUUAUAAAUGUGAUGAAGUAUUCAGGGGGAAGUCUGAAAUGAACAAACACACACUCACACACACUGGUGAAAAAAAUUAUGGAUGUGAAUUUUGUGGGAAACAAUUUACUCUAAAGGGUAACCUCAACAAUCACACACUCACACACACUGGUGAAAAAAAUCAUGAAUGUGAAUUUUGUGGGAAACAAUUUACUCUGAAAAGUACCCUCAACACACACACCCUUACACACACUGGUGAAAAAAAUCAUCAAAAAAAUCAUGAAUGUGAAAUUUGUGGGAAACGAUUUACUGUAAAGAGGAACCUCAACGACCACACCCUCACACACACUGGUGAAAAAAAUUAUCAAUGUGAAAUUUGUGGGAAACGAUUUACUCAGAUGAGUAACCUCAACAGCCACACCCUCACACACACUGGUGAAAAAAAUCAUGAAUGUGAAUUAUGUGGAAAGCGAUUUGCUAAAGAGAGUUACCUCAACAGACACACUCUCGCACACACUGGUGAAAAAAAUCAUGAAUGUAAAUUUUGUGGGAAACGAUUUACUCAGAAGUGUAACCUCAACACCCACACCCUCACACACACUGGUGAAAAAAAUCAUCAAUGUCAAUUUUGUGGGAAACGAUUUACUCUGAAGCGUACCCUCAACAAACACACCCUCACACACACUGGUGAAAAAAAUCAUGAAUGUGAAAUUUGUGGGAAACGAUUUACUGAAAAGAGUACCCUCAAUGACCACACCCUCACACACACUGGUGAAAAAAAUCAUGAAUGUAAAUUUUGUGGGAAGCAAUUUACUCGGAAGUGUAACCUCAACAGCCACACCCUCACACACACUGGUGAAAAAAAUCAUGUAUGUAAAUCUUGUGGGAAACGAUUUACUCUGAAGAGUCACCUCAACAAACACACCCUCACACACACUGGUGAAAAAAAUCAUGAAUGUGAAUUUUGUGGGAAACGAUUUAUUGAGAAGAGUCACCUCAACGACCACACCCUUACACACACUGGCGAAAGACCUCAUGAAUGCUUAGAGUGCGGCAAAAGGUUCACUACGAAGACUCAUUUGAACAUACAUACCUUCAGACACUCUGGCCUGAGAAAGUUCAAGUGUGAUGUUUGUGGGAAACAUUUCAAGGUUAAGAGGGAUAUUGCCCAACACAUGAAGAUCCACUUCCCCUGAGGUGUUGUGUUGUGCUGCAGUGCUGCUGUAUUUGGGAGUGUAGGUGGAGGUGGUGUUAAGUAAGCAUAUUUAUUUGGCCUAUGUGAUGUACACAGAUACAGU